UGUCAGGGCUGUGGCGCAGGUCCCUCCGGGUGGGAGGCAGGGGUAGGAAAAACAGUCUGUGGCCAAAUUCCCUUUUAGACACCUGAGCCUGGCUGGGUUUGUAACCGGAGAGUUUUGCGUCUUUUCCCCAACCCCAUCUUCCCUGGGGAGAUCCCGGGGCCCUUCUCUCCACCCUUGGGGAGACUGCAGGGACAUUUCGGGGUUCUGCUUCCUUGGUCUGCAACUCCCUGAGCGCUUGGGCUGCGCUGCGGCUGGCUGGCGAUGGGCGCUCUGAUCCUGCGCUCGCUUUGAAAUCUACCCCCUCCUUUUUUUUUUUUUUUCCCCAAGCCAGGUAUGAUGAUGUCAAACGUGAUGCCGAUGCUACAGUUACAGACACGGCCCCUGCUGGCGCAGCCUCUCUGAUUCUCUCUCCCUCCGCGUCCAGUGCUGGGCUUUUUCAGACAAGUGCAUCUUCUAACCAGGUCACAUUUCAGCCGCGACCCACCCUCCGUCAGUCACUAGAGUCAGACCGCAGGAGGAGGGCUGAGGACAGCAGCAUUUCCUUCGCCAACAACGGGGUGGAGGGAAGGACGUUUAAAUCCUGCAAAAGUCAAGACCCCCCAGGACCAACCCACACCACGAUGCGCGCCCCGAGCUGCGGGCGACUGGCUCUGCCGCUGCUGCUGCUCGCCGCAGCCGCCCUGGCCGAAGGCGACGCCAAAGGGCUCAAGGAGGGCGAGACCCCCGGCAAUUUCAUGGAGGACGAGCAAUGGCUGUCGUCCAUCUCUCAGUACAGCGGCAAGAUCAAGCACUGGAACCGCUUCCGAGACGAGGUGGAGGACGACUACAUCAAGAGCUGGGAGGACAACCAGCAAGGAGAUGAAGCCCUGGACACCACCAAGGACCCCUGCCAGAAGGUCAAGUGCAGUCGCCACAAGGUGUGCAUCGCCCAGGGCUACCAGAGGGCCAUGUGCAUCAGUCGCAAGAAGCUGGAGCACAGGAUCAAGCAGCCCGCCCUGAAACUCCAUGGAAACAAAGACUCCAUCUGCAAGCCCUGCCACAUGGCCCAGCUAGCCUCUGUCUGUGGCUCCGAUGGCCACACUUACAGCUCUGUGUGUAAGCUGGAGCAGCAGGCCUGCCUGAGCAGCAAGCAGCUGGCCGUGAGAUGCGAGGGCCCCUGUCCCUGCCCCACGGAGCAGGCUGCCACCUCCACCACCGAAGAGACCUGCACGGGUCAGGACCUGGCUGACCUGGGGGAUCGGCUGCGGGACUGGUUCCAGCUCCUUCAUGAGAACUCGAAGCAGAACGGCUCGGCCAGCGGAGCAGCCAGCCCGGCCACUGGGCUGGACAAAAGCCUGGGGGCCAGCUGCAAGGACUCUAUUGGCUGGAUGUUCUCCAAGUUGGACACCAGUGCUGACCUCUUCCUGGACCAGACCGAGCUGGCCGCUAUCAACCUGGACAAGUACGAGGUCUGCAUCCGCCCUUUCUUCAAUUCCUGCGACACCUACAAGGACGGUCGGGUGUCCACUGCCGAGUGGUGCUUCUGCUUCUGGAGGGAGAAACCCCCCUGCCUGGCGGAACUGGAGCGUAUCCAGAUCCAGGAGGCUGCCAAGAAGAAACCAGGCAUCUUCAUCCCGAGCUGUGACGAGGAUGGCUACUACCGGAAGAUGCAGUGUGACCAGAACAGCGGCGACUGCUGGUGUGUGGACCAGCUGGGGCUAGAGCUGACCGGCACCCGCACGCACGGGAGCCCCGACUGCGAUGACAUCGUGGGUUUCUCAGGGGACUUUGGGAGUGGUGUCGGCUGGGAGGACGAGGAGGAGAAGGAGACGGAAGAAGCAGGCGAGGAGGCCGAGGAGGAGGAGGGCGAGGUGGGCGAGGCGGACGACGGAGGCUACAUCUGGUAGAUGGCCCUUGGGAGCCAUGGCGGGCCAGGGUGCCRACGGCCAGGGAGACGGGCCAGCGGGGACCUGGACAGCAGUGGGCAGCUUAGCGAGUGGAUCCAGAAACCAGUUGGAAGGACCCUGGCUCGAGUGGGGAGGCCUCGAAGUGUGAGUGCAUGAUACGUGUGAGGCAUGUGUGGCUGGGACGGGUGAAUGCGUGUGUGUGUGCGUGCGUGUGGCAUGCGCUGACCAACAUGUCCUUGACCCCAAAGGUCCCUUCAGCCGCCCUGUAGUUUUCUUUCCAUUUGUCGUUGGUUUUAAAAUACACUCACACCUACACAA
Urocitellus parryii (Arctic ground squirrel) is the source of this 2204-nucleotide messenger RNA. Lineage: Eukaryota; Metazoa; Chordata; Mammalia; Rodentia; Sciuridae. The record is from RefSeq and is a predicted model, not a curated record.